Messenger RNA from Pipistrellus nathusii (Nathusius's pipistrelle), 447 nucleotides. Lineage: Eukaryota; Metazoa; Chordata; Mammalia; Chiroptera; Vespertilionidae. The record is from the annotation of a GenBank genome assembly.
AUGGGCCCGUCCAGGCCGGGCGGCGCAUGCGCCUCAGAGGUGGCGAGCGGCAGGGGCCGGCCCGGCGGGUCAGCUGUGGAGGGUGUAGUAGGGGCGUUCUCCUCUCAGAGCCAACCGGCUCUAGCGGGGCCCCUGGCAGCCGGACUUGGCGUGAGGCGUGUUCGCCGGCGAAUUCCGCCGCAGCUCUUCUGGGGUGGCCGCGAGGAGGCGGGUUGCUCUGCUGUCCUCCAUCACCUUCUCCUAAAGAUGCAUCCUGACUUAUCUCCACACUUGCACACUGAAGAAUGCAACGCCUUGAUUAACUUACUUAAGGAAUGUCACAAAAAUCACAGCAUUCUGAAAUUUUUUGGUCAUUGCAAUGACCUUGAUCGGGAGAUGAGAAAAUGCUUGAAGAAUGAGAAAAUAUUACCAGACUGGGUAGUGUUUCCUUUUAAUAGCUGGUAUUGA